Molecule: messenger RNA, 2167 nt
Organism: Sphaeramia orbicularis (orbiculate cardinalfish)
Lineage: Eukaryota; Metazoa; Chordata; Actinopteri; Kurtiformes; Apogonidae
Gene: kdf1a
Product: keratinocyte differentiation factor 1a
Exons: 4
Coding region: 333-1532 (399 amino acids)
Biological process (GO): keratinocyte development; regulation of epidermal cell division
Cellular component (GO): cell junction
Source: RefSeq, a predicted model, not a curated record
UGGGUUUGCUGUAGCCGCAGGUAAUAGCCAAACACUGGGAGACUCUCGGCAACUCUAGACCGAGAAUAUCCCCUAAACCGGAUCGACACGAAUGAGUGUGGUGUUUUUGGAGUGAUACGCGGUCGUUUUCUACAGAAUUCAUACUUUCGUGGACGUGGACUCACCUGGAAACCCGUGGGCGGUCGAAAACCUGCCUUCUUUCUGUGUUUGCAGCUCUAUCACAGCAAAGUUUUCAACCGCAGACUUCCGCAGUUUGUUCGCCGAUCAGGUAUAUCUGGGAAUAAAAGACAACACGCCUGUUUCCUCUUAUGCGGUCCCAGGCUUUCUGAGCCAUGCCUGGCCACAGCACAGGGGCUCCCCAGGCGUCCCGCCACCAUAGACCCUCCAGCUCCAAAGCUGAUAAGUACAGACAGAGUCGGACUAUAUCUAGGGAGAGCACAGCCAGCCAGGACUCCUACAAGGAUCCUCAUGGGGACUAUGUGCACGAGCACCACAAUGACCACUCCCGUUACUCUGAGAACAAAUACAGUCGCAGCAGAGGACACCCCCGGAAUGGAACCGGACGGGGCUCGGAGACUAUAGGAUUUAUUCCCGGCUCGGCAGACAACGCUGCUGCCAGCAGACAUGCCUGUGGCUCCUGUGCAUCGGUGGGCUGGAGCAGCUGUAAGGCCCUUAUCUGCUGUGUACUAACCUGUGGAUUUUACGGCAGCCGAGAGCCCUGUCUGCCUGCUAACGAGAGCUCCACAGACCAUCCCCCUAAAGCAGGCAGCGAGCCCCACCCUCCUAAUGGCAUGUCUAUUUCCAAUCCCACCUGUGGCGUUCCUAUAGAGCCCAGCAAGUCCAUCAAAGGCUCCAAGCUGCCCACGAGCGACAGUUUCCGCUACCAGGAUGUGCGUAUUGCAGGACAGACUGUAAAGUAUCCAGUUGCUCCUCCUAAACGGACCCGAGCGCCCGGAAAGGGGGAAAACCAACGGCCGGUCAGCAACACAAGCUUGCUAUCUCGUGAGGACUAUGACUUAGAUGAUCUGAGUGACACAGGAACAGAUAUAGACUCUCUUAUUACUAAGAAGCUGCUGGAGCUCUACGCCCUUCACCAGAUCGACCAGCUGGCCAAGUGCACCUCCGACUCCUCUUUCUCCCGCAAGACCAAUGAGAUCAGUGAGCUCAUCUACAGCAUUGCUCAGGACUACAACCUGGAGGAGCAGGAGGCUGAGUGCAAGCUGGUGCAUGGAGUUAUCCGCAUCAGUACACGCAAGGGGAAAAGAAACAAGAGUCACCAGCCGUCAGUGCAGCGACCAAAUGGGAGGAAUGAUGGGACCCUCCCCGACAGUGGCAACGAGACCAUGAGCAACCCCUUACACAGUAGCGACUUUCCAGAGGUGAAAGUGUCGGAGCAGACGCCAUCAGAUGAACUGGCAAGGAAAAUGAGGCAUUACAGUGGGAGAACGUACUCUUCCAGCAGUGCCACAGUCUACUCACCCUACCUACAUGACACUGAAACUUACUCCUCAGGUGCCCCCCUGCUUCUCUGAAGAGAAAUGUCAAUCAAUUGAUCAAUCAGUCACAAGUACCUGUACUUAGAACAGCUGAAACCACCUAGAUGGACGACUUUAACCUUUUGCUAAUGCUGUUACUGAGUGAAGCACUUUCACUCUGGGUGGUUGUGUUUCUGUAUCGGUCAUGCUAAUGUUUGCUGUUCAGGUGACUCUAUUCAAAUUCAUGAACCUCUGUAAACGACCCCCUAAGGAAACUACUUCUUUAGAUAGAGAGAGACAGUCUGAGUUUCUAUGCAGUGUUUCAAGUUGUUUUCACAUCAGCAGUGAGCUACCCCACUUUAUGCAGUUGAGCAGUCAGGCCAGAGGAUUCGACUGAUGGUGGAACACAACCGUCCUCAUUCUUGUCUGAUUGUUUAUGUAAGCCAAAAUGCAUGUGCUGUAUGUGUGGGCUUAUUCAAACUGCCAUUUACACUCCUUAUUUUUAAAGUGAAAACACACUGGAUCCCACUUUGUGGUUAAGCCAUAUUUUGAUGUACAUAUUUUUAAGACAAAUGUUACUUCUUGGUUUGUUAAAACUUGUGUGGCAUUUGGCCACUUUUUUUUAUUCAGUGGUCUGUUCUAUUUUUUAACAAAAUAAAAAUGUCCAUGUUUGUUUAUACUGUUUCAAGUGU